This is a messenger RNA of Symbiodinium natans, 618 nucleotides long. The record is from the annotation of a GenBank genome assembly. NCBI's taxonomy places the organism in Eukaryota, Dinophyceae, Suessiales, Symbiodiniaceae.
AUGCGGGACCUCAUCGAAGCCAGGUACCCCAGUCAUGGAAUCAUCGGUGAAGAAUUCGGCAGCCUCCGACCGGAUGCGGAGUGGGUGUGGGUCUUGGAUCCCAUCGAUGGCACCAAGUCCUUCAUCACGGGGAAGCCCCUCUUUGGCACCCUCAUCGCGCUGCUGCGCAAAGGGGUGCCCGCGCUGGGCAUCAUUGAUCAGUGUGUGCUGCGCGAGCGAUGGCUUGGUGCCAACGGCCGGACGACCCUGAACGGCCAGCCUGUCAAGGCCCUUGGUGCGGGUCGUUUGGAGGAGGCGAUGAUGUACGCGACGACGCCUCACAUGUUCGGUCCGGGGCUUGAGGAGCAGCGCUUCGCAGCUCUCAGGGCUUGCGUCAAAAGGCCCCUCUACGGCUGCGAUUGCUAUGCCUAUGGACUGGUGGCGGCUGGGUUCGGAGCCGAUCUCGUGGUCGAGGCAGACCUAGGAAUCUAUGACUACUGCGCCCUGGUGCCAGUGGUCAACUGUGCCGGUGGGCGGAUGACGGACUGGCGAGGCCGUGAUCUAACUCUGCAGUCCCACGUGUUUUGGCUGCUCCUUUUGGGCUUGAACCUUUGGGGAGAGCCGGACUCACACGGCUAA